AUGUUGGUAGCUCGUGGGGUGCUUCCCUUGCUCAAGCAGCCCCGUGAUUCUUUCCUCUCUAUAUCUCCAGAGCUGUGCUCUCUCUGGACCGCUCUCUGCCUGCCCGCCACAUCCACGAAUGACCACCACUGUCCAUGUUCUGUGGUAAAUGUUGAGCUAAGGCAUCCUGUAUCCCGCACCUGUGCUGUGCCGUUCCUCCCUUGUGCAU
Molecule: messenger RNA, 208 nt
Organism: Closterium sp. Naga37s-1
Lineage: Eukaryota; Viridiplantae; Streptophyta; Zygnematophyceae; Desmidiales; Closteriaceae
Source: the annotation of a GenBank genome assembly